This is a messenger RNA of Verruconis gallopava, 1296 nucleotides long. RefSeq lists its product as uncharacterized. The record is from RefSeq and is a predicted model, not a curated record. Gene Ontology annotation, molecular function: DNA-binding transcription factor activity, RNA polymerase II-specific; zinc ion binding. Gene Ontology annotation, biological process: regulation of transcription by RNA polymerase II. The transcript has 2 exons. NCBI's taxonomy places the organism in Eukaryota, Fungi, Ascomycota, Dothideomycetes, Venturiales, Sympoventuriaceae. The coding region runs from base 70 to 1284 and encodes 404 amino acids.
CAAGAGAGUAGGCAAAGCGCAAGUGUAUCUAUAACUUUGCCAAAAAAAAUAUGAGGUCUAAGUUCAACAAUGACAAGGCGGCCACAUACGAAAAGCCGAAAUGGCUGCCAAAGCUGCAAGAAUAGACAUGUGAAGUGUGACGAAGGCCGGCCUAGCUGUCAAAAAUGUAGAGACUUCGGCAUACAAUGUGAUUUUUCGGACAUCAGCUCGACUUUCAGUACUCCCGAAGGCACUCCACCACCUGACUCGAUUCCUUCGAGCCAAAAAAAGCGUGGACGACCGCGAAAAGGCUGGAAUUAUGUGCCUCAGAAUCCUGCCAAUUCUUCAUAUUCGAACUCUUCAGAGAGUACCGGCAUCUCGAAUAUAGACGAUCUGCGGUUACUGCUUCAGUAUACGGAGAAGACAGCUCUGACCUUCACCAAGGGUAGGCGAGUCACGAGAAUGUGGCAAUCCGCGGUACCAGAACUUGGUUUAAAACAUCCAUUUGUGCUCGAACUUUUGCUUUCAUUCGCAGCUUUUCAUCUAAGCCAGACUUCCACUGAUCGGAGGGAUCGUUUUUUGUACUUAGCUGAAAAGCAUCAGUCAGCCGGUCUAGUGGGACUAACAGCAGCAAUAGCAAACAUAGGCUCUUCCAAUGGUGUUGCAGUUUAUGUGUCAGUCAUUUUGACUUGCUACCUGCACCUUGCAAAAGGUCCGAUAGACGGCGACUACCUUCUCUUCAGCAGUGAAGGAUCACCUCCCUGGCGCACAAUGUUCCGCGGAAUAAAGUCCGUCGACGAAAUUACAUCAGGAAAGGCCUUUGACGUCUUGCUUAGGAAUGUAGACGAUUUAGUGGAUGAGGAGCCUAUUGAGACCGAUGAUAAGGUGGUUUUACACUGUCCUCAGCGACUUUGGUUUGAAGUCUUUGAAGAUCUGCGACGACACCCAGCGUUUCAAGAUGGAAGCAAAGUCGAUGUCAAAAUCAAAAUUCUGGAAAGUUUGAGUGACAUUUUCAAACGAACAUUUGGUACAAUCGAAGAUCAUCCCGAAAAUCCCGGUGAGACUGGACAUCUUCCAUUUGCAUGGUUGUAUUCGGUCGAUGAUACUUUUCUUCAGCUGGCACAGGAACGCGACGCUGUCUCCCUUGUCAUCUUGUCAUUCUUUGCGUUACUGCUAAAGCGACUUGACUCGCAUUGGUGGCUCAAAGGAUGGGCGGAGCACAUUGUCCUCUCCAUUCGCAACUUGGUACCUAGCGAGUACCAUCGAUUCAUAGACUGGUCAGUAGAGCAAAUGCAAACUAUUUGAGCUGAAUCAAAG